Colossoma macropomum (tambaqui) is the source of this 3701-nucleotide messenger RNA. Its product is annotated as trichohyalin-like. NCBI's taxonomy places the organism in Eukaryota, Metazoa, Chordata, Actinopteri, Characiformes, Serrasalmidae. The transcript is spliced from 12 exons. The record is from RefSeq and is a predicted model, not a curated record. Bases 37 to 1851 code for a protein of 604 amino acids.
GAGGAGCUCCAACAGGCUCAGAGAGAGAGAACAGAGAUGGAGCUGAACAAGAAGGAAAGAAAGCAGAAGAAGAAGGAAGAGAAGAAGAAGCUGCAGAGUGCCAGAGAGACUCAUGAUGAGGAGCUGAUGGGAGUGGAGCAGGUUCAACAAGAGAAUGUCAUCAGGAAUUUGGAGGAAACAGUGAAGCAGCAUGAGAUGGAGAUCAAAAGAUUCCAGGAGAGAGAAGAAAGGCUGAAACAAAAGCUGGAGAAAAUCAGAGAGAAAAUAGCCAGGAAAGAGCAGAAGACUCUCAGAAUUGUUCAGAGAGAUGAAAAUCUGAAGAGAGAGCUGCAGGCCAUGAAGGAGAGGCUGGCCCAAAAGGAAAACCAGAGAGAGGAAGAAAAGAAGGUCACCAGCCAGAAAACAGUGGAAAGGAUAUUCACUGUAAGUGUACAAGAAAUAAUGAAGAUGGACAGAGAAACGGAAAACCAGCAAGAGGAAGACCAACAGAGAGAGAGGAGAGAGAGACAGAGAGCAAGAGAGGAAAUCCAGCAGGAAAGUGCUGGUCAGGAGCUGGACAAGCCUGAAGAGAAAGAGAAGCUCCAGGACUUCAGCAGCCUUGUUCCUCCAAAUGAAGGAGCCCUCCUCAAUCUGAGCGAAGAGCAGCCUGAACCAUCCACUCCCUCCUCAUCUGACCGCAGCACACAUGUAGAGGACAGUGUGAGGGAUGAGAGCAGCGCUGUCCCUCAGGACGCCGGCCCACAGCCUCUGGCUUCCACUGAGUCCAAAACAGAAGAUCUGGCUUCAGAGACCGAGACUCAGGUCCAGACCGAUGGAUCCACGAGUGGACAGACAGCCGAGGAGAAAACAGAGUGGAGCGGCCAUGACGGUGGGGGAGCAGUGUGCAUCGAGGUGGAGAACCAGGAGAUGGAGCCUGCAGCACGGAGCUCAUCUGGAAGCAGGAUGUUGCAGAGUGUGCUGUCCACAGUUCGCUCUUUCGUUCAGCGCCUGAGAUUGUAUUACUCGGCUCAGCCCGUUCAAGCUGAGGAAGAGGACAAGUGUGAGGAAGUUUCUCCACCACGUCGAUUGAUUCCACUCGGAGCGCCGGCAGGGGUCCUGACUGUAAAACUGAAGACCUGCAGAAACUUCAGUAAAGCUGCAGCUCCUUUGAAGAAAGGCGCUUGGGCUGCCGUGAGGAUCACUAUUGGGAGAACGGUGAAAUACACUGUGCAGCAGCCCUACAGCGACCCCAUGUGCUUUGAUGAAUGGAAACACUUCACCAUACAGAUCCAGCAGGAAGACGUUGUUGGGGUUCAGCAGUCGAGUUUGAUGGUGGUGGAACUGAUUAUUACAGAUCCUGACACAGCCACCCCUAAACUCAUGGGGAGAGACACCAUCAAGCUGCAGGAAAUCCUUAAGAAAUCUUCAGUGAGCCACCAGUUUAAUUUGAGGCUCAGGCAACAGAAAGUUUGCAAGCUGGACGCAGAUCUGGCGUUCACGUACGGCUCAAUGGGAUAUGGAUACUCUCACCAGAUCAAACAUGCAGGAAGAACGGUGGAGAAUCUGGUGGAGAAAUCUCUCUUUCCCCGCUGUCCUCCUAAUGAAGAUCAAAGAGAUCCAAAAUAUAAUGUGAUAACCCCCUCCGCACUGCCACGACUGGACAUCAUUCCCUCUCUGAUGCAGCACGACACACCGACAGGCACAGACGAGUGCAGGAUAUCUGCUGGCCUGAUGGACUGCAUCCAGAAGAGGGGCAGGUUGUUGCAGCUACAUCAAGGCUUGGAGGAGUGUAAGGCAGGAGAGGAUAGGGUGCGGUUUCUGGAGAGCCUGAUCCUGAGGACGAGUCUUCCCUGCAGGAAGAGACCUGCCUAAGCGCCGAAAAACAGAAGAGAAACGAGGAGGACGCGGACGAUAGAACAUCAGAGGAAAGACCAGGAAAGGCUAAAUGCAAGUCAAGGAAGUAGAGAGCAAAAAGAGCAGAACUCGCCUGUUCCUCUUUAUCCUGCUCCAUUCCCACCAUCUCGACUUGCCUGCAGCAAAUAACAACAAAGUGCUUAAUUUCUCCAAAUAAAAGCAAUAUUUUGCUCCCAGUUUUCUGAGGAAAUGUAACUUUGUUUUAGGUAAACUGAAUUUGAAAACUCGUGAAACAUUCGUGGCCAUAACUUAAGCUUGAAACAACUUUCCACUGUUUCAGGUUUCAUUAUUGAAAUGUGUGCCUCUAUACAAUUAGGCUGUGUCUGAUAUCGAAGUACGGACGUAUGGAACUCCGUAUAUACAUAAUCUGUUGUCUCCUUUUCAAAUGCAAAUCUCGCAUUUGUAAAAGAGGGCGGUAAAACAGGCCAAUUCCAAAAUCCAUAGCUCGCCAUGCUGUGUGAUUUUAUCCACUUUUUAGUGAUUGAAGCCACAUUAUGUUAAACUGAAAUUUUCAUAGUGAGCUAACAACUUUUUACUGAUUUACUUCGUGUUGUUGUCGAGAUUGAAAGCCAGUAGCUAUUACAGGUAACAUUGGCUAUUAGCAACAUUCAAAUAACUAGCAUGGCUAACUAAAUACUUUGCUGACGUAGAUGAUUUACAUGGAGGUUCAUUUUAUUUUCCUGCCUGUGUCUAUUUGGACAUGUUUCUUCUGUGUGAUCCAUCAUGGUGCCUCACUGUAAACCAGCAAAUGGGCGCAGAUCUCAUCAAUGUAAUUCCAGAGCCCCCCAAAAAGGGACAACAGCUUGUUAGUCACAUAUCAUCUAUACAGACAUCAGAGGACAAUUCAAAGUUUAAUUAAGUGUUUAAGAUGUAAACAAAGUCAAUCAGAGUGGUUUUGCAUGAAAUGCGCCGUUUGUCAUUGUAAAGAACUGAUCUAAAUUUACAGCAGAAACACUGCAGUAAUCUAUUGUAUUUCUUAAAUACAUCAGCUCACUGUAAAAUCAUACAUUCUGGGUGAUACCGGUCAUGCUUCGUCUCAAAAAAAGUUAAAAUGAUUUUUACAGUGUUAUUAGCUGUUAUUUGCACGUUGGGACAAUGAUCAGUAUUUUUGCCAUCACAGCCUGUUUCUGAAUAUUUGAGCACUGUAGGCGGAGCUUUCCAUCAUUAUUUUUGGUUUUGAUCAUUUUACUUUUAUUUUCUUGUCUACAGUUCAUUUCACAGGAGGUUUUUUUUUGUAACAUGUUAUUUCAACCCAAAGAUAUGUUUGAAUACAUUCGACAGGUUUUGAUCUUCUGAUGCUCUGUUUUUUAGUUUACUAGUUCAUCCUGUAAUAUUAUUAUUAUAGGAUAUUUGGUUACACUGGUAUGAGUGCAAGGAAGUGCUGUAAUAUGUGAAACAUUGAGGGCCAGCAGACACCAGUGAGUGCACAUUAGAGCACAUAUAAGCUGUACAUUAGAAAUAGAUUAAACAUUAGAUGUUCACCAUUUCACAGCAAACCACUCUGAAUGACUUUGUCUACAUCUCAAUGACUGUAUUAUCCAGAAAUGUAGAGAAAUCGGUGGAAUUCUCUUUAAUGGAAGUCUACAGUCUUUCACUGCUUUUCAGUUUUAAGCCAGUUUUAGUGUCCCAUUUAAGGUGGCCUGUACCUUAACUGGAGCAUAGUAGCGUAUAGUACUGAUUUGUGUAGGUUUUCUGUUCUAAUGUCACAUAUCGGCAUGAAUCCAAGCUCUUUGUAGAGCUAUAGAGAGUCAGUAGUCAAUAGCAUAGACUGUUGGUCUUCAUACGAGUUCAGUGAACGCAAAAGCAAG